Molecule: messenger RNA, 1483 nt
Organism: Bufo gargarizans (Asiatic toad)
Lineage: Eukaryota; Metazoa; Chordata; Amphibia; Anura; Bufonidae
Gene: RNF34
Product: ring finger protein 34
Exons: 8
Coding region: 167-1231 (354 amino acids)
Biological process (GO): proteasome-mediated ubiquitin-dependent protein catabolic process; negative regulation of extrinsic apoptotic signaling pathway via death domain receptors; protein K48-linked ubiquitination
Cellular component (GO): plasma membrane; cytoplasm
Molecular function (GO): ubiquitin protein ligase activity
Source: RefSeq, a predicted model, not a curated record
UCAUCUAACGGUGGAAUUUACAUGUAACGGUGGCGACUGAUGGUUGUGUGUCAGAGACCGGGUCGGUGGGGAGCGCAAAGCGGACGGUGUCAUGAAGAAACGUGAACAUGAUUUUGAGCUUUAGAUAUCACAUUUUUCACAGUUGUAGACUGCGGGGGCCAGCUCCAUGUGGGCGUCUUGCUGUGGGUUGCUGAAUGAAGUCAUGGGUACAGGAGCUGUGCGAGGGCAGCAGUCGGGCUUUGGUGGAGCAGGCCCUUUUAGAUUUGCACAGAAUACCGACUUUUCACCAUAUCCUUCAUCAUCCUCUAACAUUGUGUGUAAAGCUUGUGGACUGAACUUUACAGUCUUCAGGAAGAAGCAUGUCUGUUGUGACUGCAAAAAAGACUUUUGUUCAGUGUGCUCAACACUUCAAGAAACCCUCAGGCGUUGUAGUACUUGUCAUUUACUACAAGAAACAGCAUUUCAGAGGCCCCAGUUAAUGAAGCUGAAAGUUAAAGACCUACGUCAAUACCUAACGCUAAGGAACAUCCCUACCGAGAGCUGUCGGGAGAAGGAAGACUUGGUGGAGCUGGUGCUCUGCCACCAUGGUUCUUGUCCUGAGGAGGAGAUGGACGUUAGCACAGAAAGCACUACACGAUCGCAGUCUUCUGCCUUCUCAUUCUUCUCUGCUCUCUCAGCACCUUCAUCUUCCACAUCUUCAUCUCAGGGAGAAUUAUCAGACAGAAGUGGAAGCAUGGGAAGUGGCUCGGCAUCCCAGGGAACAAGUGAAACCAUAUCUAUAACAUCUGAUACAGAAACUCCAGAACUGCAGGCCAAUGACCUAUCAAAGAAACAAGCCAGAGCAUCAUUAUCAGACUUAUCAACACAGGAGGAAAUAGAAGGGUUAUCUAUUCGACAGUUGAAGGAGAUUCUGGCCCGAAACUUUGUCAACUACUCAGGAUGCUGUGAGAAAUGGGAACUGGUGGAGAAAGUCAGCAGGCUGUACAGAGAGAGUGAAGAGAACAGAAAGUCUGUGGAAAGCCUAGAAUCAAGACAUGAAUCAGAGAGAGAUCGGCUGCAGUUGACUGGCAACGAUGACCACCUUUGUCGCAUCUGCAUGGACGCUGUUAUUGACUGUGUUCUGUUGGAGUGUGGUCAUAUGGUUACAUGCACAAAAUGUGGCAAGAGAAUGAAUGAGUGUCCCAUCUGCCGACAGUACGUGGUGCGAGCUGUUCAUGUCUUCAAGUCUUAAGUUUCCAGACCAAAAAUAAAAAUACAAGUGUGUGACUUGGCCCUAUCCCUUGGGGCUCAAAGUGUGUACAAAGAAACCUGGUUUUAUGUAUAAUGUUUGAGUGAACUGAUAGAGAUGUGUUUUUGUAAUAAAUUUAAAGGUAGGUUUUGUUUACAAGCUAAAUGAGAACUGGUCAGACAAACUGCAUGCAAGCGUGUGUUUGUGAAUCUGGGAUGGAUGACAAUUCUUAUCAAUAAAAGCUAUUUACUUGUG